Messenger RNA from Peronospora belbahrii, 2019 nucleotides. NCBI's taxonomy places the organism in Eukaryota, Oomycota, Peronosporomycetes, Peronosporales, Peronosporaceae. The record is from the annotation of a GenBank genome assembly.
AUGGAGGACGAAGACUUUGGCGAGGACGUGCUCGUGACAACACGCGCUAGUGACGUUAAUAUUAAAGAAGAGGACAAGACAGAAGAAUCUAGAGUCACAUGGGAAUCUAACGAUAUUGUAAAAAAUGAAAAGAUUAAACAAGAACAAGAAGAUGAAGAAGAUGAAGAACUCUAUGGUGGUGUCUCUAUUCAGCUUAAUACGUCUAUUACAUCACAUAAAGAAGCAGAAAAAGUAGCUGAUACUUUUAUAAAUGAUACAGCUGUAUCCAAGUCAAGUCCUGAUCCAGCAGUGGGCUCAAAUGAUGAUAAUGAUGAUGAUGAUGAUGAAGAAGAAGACGAAGACGUAGCCAUUGUAUUGAGCAAAGAUCAUGCAGGUAGUAAACCUACACUACGAUUCACUGGAGGUGGUAAUCGAUAUGUACGAGGAAGUUUUGGAAGCACGCAACAUGGUGGAACUGGAGCUGUAGGAACUAAAGCUACAACGGGCUCUCAAUCUAGAAAUGAAGACGGCUCGGCGGCUGAUGGAGGAGACGACAUGGCUAUGUUUGGUGGUCGACGUACGGCAUUUGAUGUGGAUAUUGACCUCUUGGAGGAUCGACCAUGGCGUAAACCGGGUGUGGAUAUUUCAGAUUACUUUAAUUACGGCUUUGACGAACACAGUUGGAGAGAGUAUGCUGCACGGCAGCUGAGAUUAAGGCGCGAAAUGGCGGCGGAAAAAUCGAGAGAACAGGCUUUACGGCAGGCGGUAAAUGCUGCCAACCAGCAAGCGAUGCGUGAUCGUGAUGCAAAAAUGCAAGGAUGUGGAGGAAUGCCCUCGCGCGGGUUCCCUGGACAGAUGAAAUCAGAAAGUGAAGACGACCAGAAUACAGAGAAUCGGUCAAGAGAAUGGGGUCCUGGCGGGAUGCAUCCAAUGAAUGGAGCGCCGCCGCGAGGGGCAUUAGGCAGGUUUAUGGGAGGACCACCUCCGAGGGGCUGGCAUCCUGGAAUGGGCCCCCCGCCGGGCUUUGUCGGCCAGCAAAACUGGAAUGGUCCUCCGAUGGGUGCGCCUUGGAAUGCUGGGCCAGGAAGAGGACCCCCUUGGAUGGGCGGACCCGGUGGGGGAAGAGGCCGAAGUGGUGGCCGGGACAAUCGAGGUCGCAAUGUCAAGCAUGAUCGAGAUGAUAGACGUGGUGAUGGAUCAAGAGAAGCAAAUGGUGACCGAUCAAAAUCCCGUGAUCGCCCUCGCAAGGAUGACUCACGGGGUAGCGGACGUCGAGACGAAGAGGAGGCUAAAACUGCUAGCGAGAAGGAUCGAGGCCGCAGCAAAGGCCGAGAACGUAGACGCGACCGUGUCAGCAGCCGUGAACGAGACCAAGAUAGCGGCCGUGAUCGUGAUAGUGGUCGUGAACGUGAUGGCGGCUGUGAACGUGAUGGCGGCCGUGAACGUGAUGGCGGCCGUGAACGUGAUGGCGGCCGUGAACGUGAUGGCGGCCGUGAACGUGAUGGCGGCCGUGAUCGUGCUGGCAGUCGUGACCGUGUUGGCAGUCGUGACCGUGUUGGCAGUCGUGACCGUGUUGGCAGUCGUGACCGUGGUGGCAGUCGUGAUCGUGUUGGUGGUAGCCGUGACCGUGGUGGCAGUCGUGAUCGUGUUGGUGGUAGCCGUGACCGUGGUGGCAGUCGUGACCGUGGCGGCAGUCGUGACCGUGGUGGCAGUCGUGACCGUGUCAGUAGUCGUGAUCGUGUUGGUAGCCGUGGCAGUCGCGAUCGUGAUCGCAAAAAUGUUCGUGAUGGCGGGAAUGCUCGUGAUCGCGAAAAUGGCCGAGAUCGCGGUCGCGAUCGUGACCGUCGUCCACGCGAGCGCGAAGGUCGCGGAGGCGGAGCAGGGGACCCCGUAAAACGAGGGCGAGGAGAACGCAAUCGAGCAGACCGAGGUGGACGUUCUCGGUCCCGAGAACGUGAUUCACGUAAGCGCAAGGACCGGAAUGAAAGUUCUGGCGAUAAUCGUGGCCGUGGUGACCAGCGUCAAAAACGGCGGCGCUAG